AUGGCCGCGCCUUCCCAAAGUCGCUCAUCUGGUAGAGGAGAAGAAGACAAUUCUGAAUGGCGCCAAGCCAUCGAAAGAAGGCAGUUAGCAAGCGAGCGACAACUGCAAACUCUCCUCCAGGAGACGGCAAGGUUAAGAGAGGAAAAUACAAUAUUGCGAAUCCAGGCAUCAUCGACGGGGCCACCCCGUCGUCAACACUCUGGAGGCCAAGUAGCCAACUCAAGGCCUCACCUGGAGUCGAUCUACCCCGGAACAGCGGAAGCGAUCCCUGAAGCACACAACGCUAGGCCGCAGGAGCCACACACACCCAUGCCUCGAGCUCCCCGUGAAGAAAGCUCAGAUUCCACCCAUUUCUCGUCAAAGAGAUGGCGUGACAGAAGAUCCCAGUUAUCGGGCGCUAUGCGCGCGAGACUAGGACCCCAGCAGCCUGGCAGGCCCAAGCCACCAGCAAACAUCACAAGGGGAGUGCACCAUGACCCUACGGUCACCCCCAUACCACAAAACGUUCUCUCGCACCGUGACCCCUUGGUCACUCCCAUGGUGCAGAACGUUCCACCGCACCAAGCGGUACGAUCCAUUGGGAAAAAUCCCCCGAACGAGCCACCCAUCGGCUCCAUUAGCAAAAGGUUGGAUGACAUGCUCUCCACGCCUUUCUGCUCUCAUAUCAUUCAUUACGAGCCCCCAAGGGGGUUCCUCGUACCAAAGUUCUCCACGUACGAUGGGUGCAGUGACCCUUUCGACCAUAUCAUGCAUUAUCGACAGCUCAUGAUCCUCGAUAUAGGCAACGACCCGCUGCUGUGCAAGGUAUUCCCCGCCAGUCUACAAAGACAGGCCCUCUCAUGGUUUCAUCGUCUACCUCCUAACUCGGUGGACAACUUCAGAGACCUUUCAGAAGCUUUCGUAGGACAAUACCUAUGCUCCGCUCGGCAUAAACAGAACAUCAGCACCUUGCAAAAUAUAAAAAUGAAGGAUAAUGAAUCCUUGAGGGAAUUCGUGAAACGAUUUGGCCAAGCCGUCCUACAGGUGGAAGCUUGCAGCAUGGACGCUGUCCUGCAGAUCUUCAAGCGAAGCAUCUGUCCAGGCACUCCAUUUUUUGAAUCACUAGCUAAGAAACCUCCCGUGACGAUGGACGAUUUGUUUCGACGUGCGAACAAAUAUUCCAUGCUUGAGGAUGACGUACGGGCAGCCACCCAGCAAGUAUUGGUUGCCGCGCAGCCGUCCAAAGGGAGUAUAGAAGGAAGCGUUAAAAUUCCGGACAGGCCAAGGCCAUCCGAUCAGAGGCAAGAAAGGCCAGGCCGCCCGGAAAUGCCACCCCUCACACUACUCUCUAUAACUUAUGAGAAGCUACUCCCUAUGAUCCAAAGCAUGUCCGAUUUCAGGUGGCCCAGACCCCUUGAAUCGGACCCAUCCAGGAGAGAUCACAGCAAAAAAUGCGCUUACCACAAGGAGCAUGGCCAUACUACGGAGUCGUGCAGGAGCCUCCAGUAUUUGGUGGAAAGGCUUAUAAAGGCGGGACAUUUAAGGCAAUACCUCCACUCAGAUGCCAGAGACAGAGACGCCUCCCGGAACCGCGACUCGGGAGCCCCCACGGUUCCAGCCACCCCCAAAGCCGUUAUAAACUACAUCAAUGGAGGUCCGUCGGAUGAAGAGAUGAAUUCCAAACGAAAGAGGCAAAAAUUAUUACGAGAGGCAAUGGUGCGUGAGCGCAUCAACUCCAUCCGACCUGGGAUAACCGGAGGAAGCCCUCACCCCAUAGACGGAACAAUCACUUUCCCACCAGUAGACCCCACACGGAUAUUACGUCCGCACCGCGACGCCCUCAUUCUAUCCUUAGGGAUAGACAAAUUCGAUGUAAGACGCAUCUUAGUUGACCCAGGCAGUUCAACUGACCUGAUACAAGCAUCAGUCGUAAGCCACAUGAGACAUAAUUUAGUCGGUCUCGAAAACCCUGGGAGAAUCCUGUCCGGAUUCAACGAGGCGUCAACUAUUUCCUUAGGAGAUAUUGUACUACCAGUCCAAGCUGGCCCAGUCACUCUCAAAGUCCUAUUUUCGGUGGUGCAAGAUUUGUCACCCUUCAAUAUUAUCUUGGGGCGCACAUGGCUACAUUGCAUGAAAGCCAUCCCCUCCACGUAUCAUCAGAUGGUAAGCUUUCUUACUGAGGAUGGGCAAAUCAACCUAUACGGCAGUCAGCUAGCUGCUCGCCAAUGCUACCAGAUAGCAAGAGAAUCAGAGACCAGUCAAGGGAACGAACCUCUCCCUGAGUCCACACACGCACUCGACCAAUAG
This is a messenger RNA of Vitis riparia (riverbank grape), 2286 nucleotides long. RefSeq lists its product as uncharacterized. The coding region runs from base 1 to 2286 and encodes 761 amino acids. Lineage: Eukaryota; Viridiplantae; Streptophyta; Magnoliopsida; Vitales; Vitaceae. The record is from RefSeq and is a predicted model, not a curated record. The transcript has a single exon.